CCCGAGCUAAGUCUGGAGCGCCCACCGGGCUUAGGGUCUGGGAGCACGUAAGCCAGGACUAGGGUUGCAUCAACUGCAGCCUCCUCUGUCUCUCUUCCCUCCCCUUGCCCUCGCCCCCUCCACACUCGGGGUGGGAGGGGGGAGGGCUGCGGAGCCCUCCCUGGGUCCUUCGGACUCCUGGCCAAUGAGAGGGGACGCCUCCUCGUGGCUCUCUGGGUUCGUGCUCUAGGGGAGCUAUCGUCUUCAAGUCCAGGCAAAUCCCGGCCGGAGAGACCCGACCACUCCUCCUCCCCGCCCCCUUCCGCAGAUUCCCUUCCUUUGGGUGGGGGCAGGCCGGCAGGGAGCUCUUUCUAGGAGCGGUUUGUGCACGGAUCCAGAAAGGGAGUGAGCCACCUGGGACUGACCAGCGAAGAUCGAUUCCCCUUCCCCAGUCCCCACCUCGGAUCUGAAAAUUGCCCGGAGUGCUUUAGGGGUUUGGCUGGCCGCCUGAUACUGGGCGGCAGCGGCCAGAGCUGGGGGAGAAAGCGGAUAACCCUUGGUCCCGACUCCCGAAGACUAACGAGUCUCGGGCUGCUCCCUUUUAAAAUGUUCUAGGUUCAUCAAAGUUUGUUUUGCCGUCUCCUCCGAGAGGAGAGGGACUUUGUAGGGAGGCAAGAUAUAAUGCUGUUUUAAAGCCUCCCUUUUCCUUCCAGCAGCCUCGGAAAUGAACGUCGUUUAUUAUUUAUGGAGAGCCUACUGUAUGCUAGGGUACAGGUUUUGUCUGACCAAGACAACAAAUACAAACUGUAGUGUAGCCCCAUUUUACAGAGUGAGAAAACUGAGGGCCAAAAGGGCUGAGAGAGGCUUCUUUCACCUAACCUUCAUUCCUUGGCCUGUGUAUGUCUAGGAUUUGGGAGAAUGCUUGGCACUGCAGAAGAUAAUUCCUCUUUGUUUUCCUUUUUCCUAAGUCUAGAACAGUGGAAGGUAUAUCGCCAGAGCUGGUGUAUUGACAGACCAGUCCUAAGGAGCAUCAGGAGGGCCGGGCUCGGCGAGGCCCUAGAGGGCCCAGUGCCUUCAUUCCAGCAGAGGAGAUCCUUCAGGAAGGAGCUGAGAGCCUGGUGCAGCACCUGGGACUCGAGGCUCUGAUGUCUUCAGGGAGGGUGGACAACCUGGCGGUGGUGAUGGGCCUGCACCCUGACUACCUUAGCAGCUUUUGGCGCCUACACUAUCUGCUGCUGCAUACAGAUGGGCCCCUGGCCAGCCCUUGGCGUCACUACAUUGCCAUCAUGGCUGCUGCCCGCCACCAGUGUUCUUACCUGGUGGGCUCCCACAUGACUGAGUUCCUGCAGACUGGCGGUGACCCGGGGUGGCUGCUGGGCCUCCACCGGGCACCUGAAAAGCUUCGCAAACUCAGCGAGAUCAACAAGUUGCUGGCACAUCGGCCAUGGCUCAUCACCAAGGAGCAUAUCCAGGCCUUACUGAAGACUGGAGAGCACAGCUGGUCCCUGGCUGAACUCAUCCAAGCUCUGGUCCUGCUUACGCACUGCCACUCUCUGGCCUCCUUCGUGUUUGGCUGUGGAAUACUUCCUGAAGGAGAUGCAGAGGGCAGUCCUGCCUCACAAGCACCCUCGCCCCCCAGUGAGCACGGAAGUCCCCCAAGUGGCGACCCAUUGAACAACUCUGGGGGCUUCGAAGCUGCCCGCGACAUAGAAGCUCUGAUGGAACGCAUGAGGCAGCUGCAGGAGAGCCUGCUGCGGGAGGAGGGGGCUUCCCAGGAGGAAAUGGAGAACCGUUUUGAGCUGGAGAAGUCAGAAAGUCUGCUGGUAACCCCCUCAGCGGAUAUCCUGGAGCCGUCUCCACACCCAGACAUUCUGUGCUUUGUGGAAGACCCCACUUUCGGAUAUGAAGAUUUCACUCGUCGAGGGACUCAGGCUCCGCCUACCUUCCGAGCCCAGGAUUAUACCUGGGAAGACCAUGGCUACUCACUGAUCCAGCGGCUCUACCCUGAGGGAGGACAGCUGCUGGAUGAGAAGUUUCAGGUUGCCUACAGCCUCACCUAUAACACCAUCGCCAUGCACAGUGGUGUGGACACCUCGAUGCUCCGCAGGGCCAUCUGGAACUACAUCCACUGUGUCUUUGGCAUCAGAUACGAUGACUACGACUAUGGGGAGGUAAACCAGCUCCUGGAAAGGAACCUCAAAAUUUAUAUCAAGACAGUGGCCUGCUACCCAGAGAAGACCACCCGCAGGAUGUACAGCCUCUUCUGGAGGCACUUCCGCCACUCAGAGAAGGUUCACGUGAACUUGUUGCUCCUGGAGGCCCGAAUGCAAGCAGCCCUGCUCUAUGCACUCCGUGCCAUCACCCGCUACAUGACCUGACUCCUUCCCACGCAGGACCAGCACCCGGAGCGGCUAACCCUGGGGCACUGUCCUCUCUACAAGGAUUUCUGUGUCUGGAGACAGAUCCAGGGCCCUUUCUGUCUCAUGUCCAUCCACCGAAUGCUGGGGAUGGGCAUGUGCGUGGUGUGCAGCUCCCUGGGCAAGCACACCUUCUUUUCUCUCACUGGACUGGACAGGAUUGUUGCACUGACUUUGGGUCUCAGCUCUGCCCCUGGAGCGGGAAGUCUAGGAAAGCCCAAGAGGCCAUACCACUUUGUCUUUCCUGUUCCUAAAAACAACUGAAGGAGAAUGGGUUGAGCUCAGAUUUAUAGGCCAGCACAAGUACUAAGAUGGUCCUGGACUGGGAAGCCCCUGACUGCCCCUGGAGGAAAGGAGCACAGACCUCAAGGGAACACUCCAGGAAGCUCACCUUCCCCCUCCUCAUUCUACAAUUUCAUUACCUCCCUCCUGCCUUCCACCCAUCAAUGUGAACGUCGGACUCACAGCUGGUCUGUGUGCCCAGUUUCCCCAAAGCCUGUUCUGCUGGGCAGCCUGGUUUUUGGUUGCCUGAAUAUUGGUUCAGUUCUUUUGUGUCUCCUUUGCCCUCAUUCCCUUUUCUCCCAUGCCUGUUGGGGUAGGGCCCGGGAGAGGGGCCAAACACAUCCAAAGAACAUACUGUCUCUGGAGAGUUGGAUCCCAUGUCAAUCCCUCUGCUGUCUGAAGAGUAAGGAGUAAAUGCCAAUGAACUCUGUAUUUGGGUCUUAUGGACAAGGUCUGGCCUCUUAAGGACCUCACUGGAGCCAGAGUCAAGUCCUAGGAGGGAGAUGGUCCUGUUCUAGACCGUAUUACCAUGCAGAGGCCGGUAGUCCUUUCUUCUGAUCCCUCGGGCUCUGCCAAGAAUGCUUGCCAAAACAUUGAGCCUUUCUUAGCUGGCACCACGGCCCAUCCAGCAAGUGGCAGAUACCAAGGUUCUUUCUCUUGGUGACAUUGCUGCGCCUCUUGGACCUCAUGGUUGCAGACCUAAGGGAUGGCUUCAGUUUCUCAAGGUUUGACACUUGCCUUUGGCCUCUCAGUCCAAACCAUCAACAGCAGGUUGAUUUUCUUGCAAGACCUUGAAGGCCUCUGGGGACCCUUAGUGUACAGCCAACCUUCCAAGGGAUACCUCCCCCACCCCAGUGACCCAUCUGUCCCCUCUCCUGGAUUUAAAUGAAUUGCUUGGCAGAAGCAGCCAAGGACUGAUAGGCACUUUACAUAGAAAAAACAACUGUGAAUUCUGACUUCCCUUCCCUUCCACCAGCAGUAAGUAGGUGCCUCCUCUGGGCCAGUCAAGGACACACUGCUGCUGUUUCCGACUCUCCUUCAUUGGGCCAGGCAGAACAGGAGCCUGGCCCGUGUGCCACAUUUCAUACCCGUGCAGGCACGGGACACAACUAGUGCCCCCUCCAGGCUUGAAAGCCCUCCCUCAAUGAAGGUGGACAAGAGUGGAGGGGGCCUCAGCAUGGGGGUACAUUCUAGAGGGGACAUGAUGACUCUCGGUGUCCCUUGGGUGGGUGGGAAGGGUAUCCAUUGUUAAAGUGCAGAAGUCUUUGGCCUUCCUUGUAAGCAGUUCUAGGUAAGAGAAAUAAAAGUUCGCUGAGGUUUGUUUUGUA
This is a messenger RNA of Mesocricetus auratus (golden hamster), 4006 nucleotides long. RefSeq names its product sestrin 2 (gene Sesn2). Lineage: Eukaryota; Metazoa; Chordata; Mammalia; Rodentia; Cricetidae. Gene Ontology annotation, cellular component: nucleus. The transcript has 10 exons. The record is from RefSeq and is a predicted model, not a curated record. The coding region runs from base 1125 to 2357 and encodes 410 amino acids. Gene Ontology annotation, biological process: negative regulation of TORC1 signaling; cellular response to leucine starvation; regulation of response to reactive oxygen species. Gene Ontology annotation, molecular function: oxidoreductase activity, acting on peroxide as acceptor; L-leucine binding.